GUGUGAUGUGUUUGUGUUAAGUACAUUUUUUAUGAUGUGACAGUGAUUGUUGUUGAUAAUAUUGUUUGGAAUACAAGUUAACGCAAAAGUGAAUAAUAAAUUUUUUUCACUUAUAAAUAACAAAUUAUUGAGCGAAGACAAACAAAAUAUUUAGAGCAAUGGACGAAAUACGAUUUAAAGAAGCCGACAAAGUAAAAAAGAAGCAUCCCAUAGAAAGAGCUAACAUUAUAUCACGUUUAUUUUUUUGCUACUUAAUACCAUAUUUUGUGAAAUGAUUCAAAAGGGAACUCAACGAAGAUGAUAUGUACGGAGCUCUUAAAUCAUACGAAGCCAUACCACUAGGGGAUAAACUUGAGAGUGCCUGGAAUUACGAAAUUAGUAACAAGAAGGAACCAUCACUUUGGAGAGCUAUACUUAAAGUAUUUAAAAAGGAAAUAUUUCUAUAUGGAAUAUAUAACUGUUUCAUUGAAUUAGUUGUAAGGUUAUCCCAACCUUUGUUACUGACGCAGCUUCUUAAAUAUUAUGAACCAAAUCAAACUGCAGUUACUAGGAAUGAAGCAUAUUUGUAUUCGGGUCUUAUUAUCGCAGCGAGCUUGUUGAACGUUUUGUGCAUUCAUACUUAUAUGUACUUCGUCCUUCUUUUGGGAAUGAAGCUAAGAGUAGCCGCUUGCUCACUGAUCUACAGAAAAGCACUUAAACUUAGCAAUACUGCCCUAGCCGAAACGACAAUUGGACAGAUGGUAAACCUACUGUCGAACGAUGUCAGUAGAUUUGAUUUUGCAAUGAUACAUUUCCAUGGUCUAUGGGUGGCACCGAUAGAAACAAUCAUUGUUAUGGUGCUGAUAUAUAUCAAUGUUGGACCGACAGGAUUAGUGGGACCUGUGUUUCUCUUGCUAUUCAUUCCCUUUGAAAUGUAUAUGGGAAAAAAGACCUCUGAAUAUAGAUUUAAAACUGCCGUGAGGACUGAUGAGAGAGUGCGUUUAAUGAACGAAAUCAUCUCAGGAAUCCAAGUUAUUAAAAUGUAUACCUGGGAAAAGCCUUUUGCCAAACUUGUACAGAUCACUCGAAUGAAAGAAAUGAAACAGAUUCGAGCAACUUCCAUUAUACGAGCCUUUACGAUGUCUUGUAAUUUAAUGUUACAGACAGUUGCCACAUUUUUGUGCAUCAUCACUUAUGUUUUAACAGGAAACACAGUCAAUGCCUCAUUUGUAUAUACUGUGACUUCAUUCUAUGGACUUUUAAAGUUUGUUGUAAUAAUGCUUUUCCCUCAAGCUGUUACGCAGUUUGCAGAGACUAAUGUUUCUGUGAGGAGAAUCAGAGAAUUUUUGUUAUACGACGAAAUACAUAAAAUCGAUAACGUUCAGUAUCAGGAGAAAUAUGAAAAUGGCACAAAUGGAACAUUGUGGAUAAAUAAAAAAGAUAAAGCUGUUGGCAUACAUAUGAAAAAUGCCUCAGUCAAAUGGAUUCAAUCCUCACCUGAAAACACUUUGGAAAAUAUAAAUUUCGAUGGUAGUUCUAAUGAACUUAUAGCAGUGGUGGGUACGGUUGGAGGAGGUAAAACUACUCUCCUUCAUGCAAUUUUAAAGGAGCUACCAGUGCAAGAUGGCUUGAUAGAUGUCCAAGGAGUUAUAUCAUAUGCUUCGCAAGAACCGUGGUUGUUUGGAGGUAGUGUUAGACAAAAUAUUGUAUUUGGACAAGACUUCGAUCAGAAAAAGUAUGAAGAAGUGGUCAGAGUGUGUGCUUUACAAAGAGACUUUACGCUUUUCCCUCAUGGAGAUCGAACUUUAGUUGGAGACAGAGGCGUUACUUUAAGUGGGGGUCAAAGGGCUAGAAUCAAUCUAGCUAGAGCUAUUUACAAAGAGGCAGACAUAUAUUUACUAGAUGAUCCUUUGUCUGCUGUUGACACCCAUGUUGGAAAGCAAUUAUUUGACAACUGCGUGUGUGGGUAUUUAAAAGAUAAAUGUGUGAUACUUGUAACCCAUCAAAUUCAGUACCUGAGAAAUGUAAAUAAAAUUUAUUUAUUGGAGAAAGGUAGAAUCACAGCUUCGGGUACUUAUUCAGAACUUAAGACAACCGAAACUGAGUUUACAAAACUGUUAACUGACAGCGCAGAACAAGAAGAAGAAGAAAAUAACUCUAAAAGGAAAUCAAAACUUUUGAACCAAAAAGAGGAUAAUGAUGAUCAAGAAGCACCCACAUUAGAAAAAGAGGAGCGAGGCUCUGGAAUUAUAUCUUGGUCUGUCUAUAAAAGUUACUUAAAAGCUGGAGGUAGCUGGUUCAAAACAAUUCUCUUGUGUCUCGCCUUUAUCGUUUCGCAAGCUGUUGCUAGUUUAACUGAUUAUUUUAUUUCGGUUUGGUCCAAUAUCGAACAGUGGCGAAAUGAACACAGUGUAAGCGGUGCACUGGAAAAUGGUACUGAUCUUAACCCUACAAUUAAUGUUACUGCGGGGUCUGAACUAACGUCUCAGUACUUCUUAAGUGACAUUCUGACUGAAAGAAACUGUACAAUUAUUUAUACUUCUCUAGUAUGUCUUACAGUGGUACUAACAGUGACAAGAUCAAUAUCUUUCUUUAGAUAUUGUAUGACAGCAUCAACGAAUCUGCAUAAUAAGAUGUUUGAAAAGAUAGUAUAUGCCACUAUGAGAUUUUUCAAUACUAACCCACCAGGAAGGAUUUUAAACAGAUUUUCCAAGGACAUUGGCGCUGUAGACGAAAUGUUACCGCUUACUAUUGUGGACACUGUACAGAUUGGCAUAAUAGUACUUGGUAUAUCUAUAGUUGUUGGUUCAUUAAAUCCAUGGAUCUUUCUGCCAACGGUUAUAAUUCUUGUCAUCUUCUAUCUUAUCAGAAUAGUAUUUUUGGCAACCAGUAGAGACAUCAAACGUGUAGAAGCUGUGACUCGUAGUCCAAUCUACACGCAUUUGUCUGCAUCACUACAAGGACUUACCACAAUUAGAGCUUUUGGAGCACAGGAGGUACUGAAAGUGGAAUUUGACAACUAUCAAGACAAGUAUAGUGCAGCAUACUUUAUGUUUCUGUGUGCUAACAGGACAUUUGGGUUCUGGUUGGACAUACACUGCGUUAUUUACACAGCAUUAGUUAUUGUCAGUAUUCUGUUUAUUGAAAGUGAAAUAUUUGCUGGUAAUGUUGGUCUAGCUUUGACACAGUCGAUAGGUCUCAUGGGAAUGUUCCAAUGGGGAAUGAGGCAAUGGAGUGAACUCGAAAAUCAGAUGACGUCAGUAGAAAGAAUCCAGGAAUAUACAAACAUAACACCGGAAGCAGAUAAAAAAUCUAUAGAUCCACCUAAACUUUGGCCGGAAAAAGGUGAAAUCAAAUUUGUUAAGUUGUGUCUCAGAUAUUCCCCCUAUGAUCCUUACGUACUUAAAGAUCUUACGUUUGAAAUUAAACCCAAAGAAAAAGUGGGUAUUGUUGGAAGAACUGGUGCAGGAAAAUCGUCAUUGAUUGUGGCGUUAUUCCGAUUAUCUGAAACGGAUGGUACAAUUAGAAUAGAUAAUGUAAAUACCAAAGAGGUACCUUUAAAUGUUCUUAGAUCAAAAUUGUCUAUUAUACCCCAAGAGCCAGUAUUGUUUUCUGGAACUCUGAGAAAGAAUUUGGACCCCUUCGAUGAAUAUAACGAUGAAGUAUUAUGGAAUGCUCUUGAUGAGGUAGAAUUAAAAAAAGCUAUUUCUGAGCUAUCAGCAGGACUAGAUAGCAGAAUAUCAGAAGGAGGAUCCAAUUUCAGUGUGGGACAACGACAGUUAUUAUGUUUAGCUAGAGCUGUGAUUCGUAACAAUAAAAUAUUAGUCAUGGAUGAGGCAACGGCCAACGUAGAUCCUCAUACAGAUGGAUUAAUUCAAUCUACCAUUCGGAGAAAAUUUGCCGACUGUACAGUACUAACUAUAGCGCAUAGGCUUCACACUAUCAUGGAUUCAGAUAAGGUUCUUGUAAUGGACUCGGGAAGGGUUGCUGAAUUCGAUCAUCCACACACCCUUUUACAAAAUGCCAGUGGCGUUUUCACUGGGUUGGUGAUGCAGACUGGCAAGGCAAUGGCGGAAAAUUUGAUGUCUAUAGCAGAACAAAAUUUUAGAUCUAGUUUAGCAAAUUAAAUACAAAUUAAUAAACAAACCUAUAUGAAUAUAUUUAUUUAUUAUAGAAAAUAAAGUUUUAUUUUUAUAAA
This is a messenger RNA of Anoplophora glabripennis (Asian longhorned beetle), 4177 nucleotides long. RefSeq names its product probable multidrug resistance-associated protein lethal(2)03659. Gene Ontology annotation, cellular component: membrane. NCBI's taxonomy places the organism in Eukaryota, Metazoa, Arthropoda, Insecta, Coleoptera, Cerambycidae. Gene Ontology annotation, biological process: transmembrane transport. The coding region runs from base 303 to 4106 and encodes 1267 amino acids. Gene Ontology annotation, molecular function: ABC-type transporter activity; ATP hydrolysis activity; ATP binding. The transcript has 11 exons. The record is from RefSeq and is a predicted model, not a curated record.